CUCUCGGUCAAUCAGUUUGUAUUUUGUAGCUCUUAAGGACACGCUGCGCGGUCAAUGAACAGCCCUGUGCUCUGAGGUCGACCAUGACCAGUGAAGUGACAUCAUGACUUUUCUGAACGAGUCCGAUGAGUCACCGCCCGCUCCCUCCUUCACUCUCUCCUUGGCCGAAAACAAUUUGUCUGUCUUCGUUUCUAAUGACCCCUUUUUGUCCAACACCGCAUCCUUGAUCACUUCGCCUAACUGCACCGUCCCUCCAUCACUGUCCUCUCCUCCGUACAACUUCUACGCUGUGCUACUGAUUCUGCUCAUUUUCUGCGUUGUCUUUGGGAAUGUGCUGGUGUGUGUGGCUGUUUCCAGGGAGCGGGCUCUACAGACCACCACCAACUACCUUAUCGUCUCCUUGGCUGUUUCUGACCUGCUGCUGGCCAUCCUGGUCAUGCCAUGGGGAGUCUACCUAGAGGUGGUGGGAGAGUGGCGCUUCAGCCUCAUUCACUGCGACAUCCUGCUCACUCUGGACGUCAUGAUGUGCACGGCCAGCAUCCUCAACCUGUGCGCUAUCAGCAUUGACAGAUACACAGCAGUAGCCAUGCCGCUGCUCUACAACACGCGCUACAGCUCCAGGAGGAGGGUGGCUGUGAUGAUUGCUGUUGUGUGGUUUCUGUCUUUUGCCAUCUCCUGCCCCUUGCUAUUUGGACUCAACAACACAGCCAGUCGAGAUGGCACCACAUGCAGCUUUGCAGACCCUGCCUUUGUGGUUUACUCGUCUGUCGCCUCCUUUUACGUUCCCUUUAUUGUCACGCUAUUGGUGUACGCUCAGAUCUGUGUGGUCCUACGUAAACGUGGUCGACGCACUGCUCCCCCGCGCAGGCACGGCCUCCAUGCAGCAGGUGGCCCUGAGGGGGCAGAACCACACAGGCAUCGGAAGAAUAAAUGUACACAGCCAGAAGAUGUUAAGCUCUGCACAUUGAUACUUAGACCAUCUACUGCCGCUGCGCCAAGAAAGAAAGUUACUCUGGUGAAAGAGGCUCUGGUCCACCCUCUGGAGUUGGAGCCUGGUCAGUUCUUGCCACAGACGGAACAGACUCUGAGUCCUCCAGUUGCUCCACAAACCUCUGGCCACGCUGGUCGUGCCAGGAUCUCUCUGUCCAUCUCAGUUGGCCCGUCUCCUGUCCUGCCCGCCACAGUGUCCCGCUCAGCUCUCAUGCCCCGUUCUGCCACCUUAGAAGACGGCAUGAGGGGCCGUGAGGGCUGUAGGGAAAGGAGCACGGGCAGAGACAAGUGGGGUCUCAAUAAAGACCGAGUGAGAGGAAGGCUUUCACAACAGAAAGAGCGCAAAGCCACACAGAUGCUCGCUAUUGUGCUUGGUGUUUUCAUCAUCUGCUGGCUGCCGUUCUUUCUGACCCAUGUACUUAAGGCUCACUGCUCCAGCUGCUGCAUCACUCCCUCACUGUACAGCGCUGUCACUUGGCUGGGAUAUCUCAACAGCGCUGUCAACCCUGUCAUCUACACCACUUUCAACAUUGAGUUUCGUAAGGCCUUCAUCAAAAUCCUCCACUGCUGAGAAACAAGAAGGAGAGGGCCAAAGAGGGAAUACUUUGUAGUUUAACAACAAACUUAAGAGGAAGAAGUAAAGAGACAGUAACGGCGGCUUAUAACACUGAAAAUGGAUGAUACAAUGACCAUGCAAGACUUGAACUGAGGGGGAUGAUGUACAGAAAUAAUAUUUGGCGACAACAAAAUGAUCAGAAUAAAGUGAAUGUGACU
This is a messenger RNA of Periophthalmus magnuspinnatus, 1764 nucleotides long. RefSeq names its product dopamine receptor D2 like (gene drd2l). Gene Ontology annotation, biological process: adenylate cyclase-activating adrenergic receptor signaling pathway. The record is from RefSeq and is a predicted model, not a curated record. Gene Ontology annotation, molecular function: dopamine neurotransmitter receptor activity, coupled via Gi/Go; G protein-coupled receptor activity. NCBI's taxonomy places the organism in Eukaryota, Metazoa, Chordata, Actinopteri, Gobiiformes, Gobiidae. The coding region runs from base 104 to 1561 and encodes 485 amino acids. The transcript is spliced from 8 exons. Gene Ontology annotation, cellular component: presynaptic membrane; glutamatergic synapse.